Molecule: messenger RNA, 4984 nt
Organism: Porites evermanni
Lineage: Eukaryota; Metazoa; Cnidaria; Anthozoa; Scleractinia; Poritidae
Source: the annotation of a GenBank genome assembly
GGGAAAGUUCUCGUAAACGAGAGGCUCUGGGGAAGAGAUUGUUUGACAGUCACGUGAUACUUCCGGUUUUAUCUAUGCCUAUGGUGGAUCUCCAGUUCAGGGUUUAGUGCAAAAAUGUCGUUUUACCGUUCAUAAAAUACAAUGCGUAUCAGCAUUCUGUACACCGACUGCCGUGGUGGAUGGCCUCACGGUGUCUGCGCUUUUGCGAAUGUCUGUGGCUACAUCAGCACCACUAUUUGGUUUCUUGUUUUGGCUCCACAAAUAUGGAAGAACUGGAAGCGACAAUCCGUGGAAGGUCUCAGUAUUUUAUGGGCCACUGCUAACUUCACAGCUUCUAUAGUAAACUGUUUCUUCGCUUUUUCUAUCACAUUGCCUUUGUAUCUUAAAAUAUCAGCUGUGUACAUGCCUGUAUUAGAGUUUCUUAUUCUAGUUCAGUUUUGGUUUUACUCGAAGCAUCAUAUCCAGUUUAGGCUAUGUUAUGGGGCAGGUUGCUUUGUCAUUUGGAUUGCCAUCAUAACUUUGGAACUUUCCGUGGAUGGAGCGGAAGAAAAUGUUCAGUGGAUCGCAAUUGUGCUAUGGUCUAUUGAGAGUUUUCCGCAGGUAAAUGAUGAUUAAUAUAUCCUCAUAAUUUACUAUUAAUAUUAUUCGACUACUGUAUAUGUAACCAGGCCCUCCCAGACAAAGUUGAACAAUCAGAUUACACAAAAACAACAAUGCAUUCCAAGAGAUUUGGUUGUCGUUCCUAACUACAACAAAAUGAAAUAAACAACAUGGAUCAAAGUCAACCACUAUUACAACCUUCCAAUGUGACCUUUUGAACACACUGAAGAAAGGGCUUUCGUUACUUUUAGGGGACUGUCGCUUUAUAGAGCAAAAAACUUACUGAAUGCACGAGCAAAAUGACUAGUUUAUGCGACAAUAAGAUGGAUUUAUACGCCAAAUGUAAAAUGUAGAACGAGAAAAAAAACAUGAAUCUAUUUUAGUUAUUUUCUGCUUUAUUCUCGCCUGAAUCUAUUGUAAAUUGCCUAAAAUCCCAAAAAUUACAAAGAAAUGUCCCGACUGUGACAUUCUUGGUUUGCGGCUGAAAGAUGCUUUCAGGAAUUACCAGUAUUUGCACUUCAUUCAUUCUUUGUUGUUGAACUGAUAUGACAUUAUUUUUUCAUUUUGCUCGCAAACUUACUUGUUUGCCUCCAUAAAGCUACGGUCCCCUAAAAGUAACGAAAGCCGAAGAAAGUAUACCUUCCAACUCUCACGCAUUAUGCAUGAGUCUAAUGCCUGUGGACUAACGACAUCGAUCUCCCACAUCAAGGACAAUUUCUCACGCCUGACUCACAAAUCCAGACAAAUUGAUUUUUAACACAUGACGACUUUGUGUCCUUGUUUGCAUUCUAACGAAAUCAAAGCUGGAUAAAACUUUGGAAGUGCUCAAACAUCUUUGGGGUUUCCAGGGUGUGAUAAAUGCAAAUUUUGCUUCCUGGGGCCCAUUUCUUGAAAGUUGUGGAACGUUUUGGAUCCUAAAUCAAAUAUUCAAAUCAAAAUCUAAACAAUAAAAGAGCAGGUCUGAGGCAACAAAUCAGUCCAUUUUAUUUAGCAUGUUAUCUACAAAUCUACUGAAACCUUGACCUUGAAUGCAAACAACAAAAGCUUUCCAGGCCCAGUAAUUCUCGGGACUACAUUGAGACGGAGGUCUGAAAAGUGCUUCACAUAAGAUUUGUGGAGCCUAAUUUGAAACUUGAACAUCCACCCCGCCCCCUGAGCAUUUGAAAACAUUUAUUGCGGUCACUGAAUAGAAGCACUGAAGACUCAUUUAUUCAGGGUUAGCCUUGACCUAAAGUAAAAUAUUCACAAAUACCAGCACAGUUGUACACAGGUCUUCUUCUGACUGGGAUUUGAGAAUAUGUUUACCUUGGGUCGAGGCUAACCCUGCAUAAAUGAGUCGUAAGUUCUUCCUCCGCAAUGAUUUCGAAACUGGACUAUUCUCUAAUCUAAUUCUUUAUCAAAAUGUAUGGAGAUAAGUCAUAAGGCUGUGAUGGUGUAUAAAUCUUUGAAUUACUGUGCACCUGAUUACCUGUCAUCAAAAUUUAUUCUACACAGUGAUAUAUUUAAUCCCUACAAACUUACAGAUUUUGAAAAUAAGCUUGCAGUUCCCUUGCCACGUACCAAUAACAGUAUAGAAAUAGCUUCUGCUACAGUGGGGGGCUGGUCUGUGGAACAAUUAUUUGCUAUCUGAUGUAAGACAAGCAAAAUCUUUGACUAGCUUUCAGAAACUGAUAACUCCUAGCUUGAACACAGCAUUCAAAGAAAACAGGCCUUAAUUUAAUAAAUAAAUUAAUUUUAUUUCAACAUUCAUUAUUGUAAGUCCUGUAUUACUGUUAAUUCAAUAGUUUGUAAUACUUUGGGAUUUCAAAGUAUGUAUGUACUUAACCAUAUUUGUAUAUUAGCCUGACCUUUUACCGUGUAUAAAAAAUGAAAGUGAUGAUGAAUUUGAACGUGGGCUCACCCCAGUUUCCAUAAUUUUUUUUUCUUACUUGGUAGUCUAGUCCACACCCCCUCGGUAUGGAGGAAGAGACAAUAAUCCUGGGAGUCGUUACUUUUAUCCCAGAGUCAUUUUCUUGUUUUCCACCAGUCAUAUUGUCAAUCAGCAAAUGAACUGUCUGCAGGUGAUACUAAAAUAAUUUACAAUACUUUCACUACUUUUACUUUCUUGUGAUUCCUUUUAAGCUUCAUUUACUGACAUAAAAGAGAGCUUCAGAUCAUUCCUGUCUCAUCUUACAACUGCCUUUUUGUUAACUACUCAGGUCAUUUUGAACAUGCGUCUCCGUACAACAAGUGGACAGGCCACACCCUCUGUUGUCCUGGGACUUAUGGGUAAAACAGCAGAUUUUCUGUCCAACUAUCUUCUGCUGUUACCAUCGCAAUAUGUGGUCAUGACAUACUUCUCAAGUACACUGGCUUAUAUCAAUGGAAUUCAGGCAAGUUAAUUACUGUACAAUGUCUUAACCCCUUUACCACAAAAAGGGGACAAAAACUAAAAACAUUUUCAUUUUGUAAAUUCCUGAAAAACAGAUAGUAUUAUGUGAAAGUAGUCCCAUUGAGGUGUCAUUUGAAUUGUCAAAAUGCAGGAUUUCAACCCCACACUCUGAGAGUAAAAGGGUUAUUUGACCCUGUCUGUACUAGUAGUACACUUCUGUUGGAACUCACAGUCAUUUUUGUUCAUUUUGGCCUUGUAUCCACACUACAAGGCUAAAAACAAAGGUUUUCCAAAACGCUGUUGAAAAUGUUAGUAUGGACAGACCACUCUAGCCAAGCAUGACCUGGCAGCUAGGCAGUAAAUUGAAAACUACACAGUUGAGACUAACCUUGGAAAACAAACAUCUCAAAAGAUGGCUGAUAGGAUGAUAACAGCAAAGUAUCAAAAAGUGUCAUAAAUGUUUUGAAAAAACAGUCACUUUGGGUGUGUAACCCUUCUUCAGUGUUGCAUUUAGGCUCUGUGUGGAAGGUCAAGUCAACAAUGAUGUGUAAAUGUUAGUGUGGAUGAGGAGCUUUUCAAAAAUGUAUUUGAGUGAACAUGGCUUUAGAGAGCUAUACUGUUGCCAUGGUGUUGGCAUGACUUUUUUGUGAAUAUCGCACAGUUCAGUUUUUGUGUGAUUUAUGCCAUUUGCUUUAUUGUUAAAGGUGGGAAUCUCUGCGAGCCACCUUAACUAGAACCGUGCUCCUUUCUUAAUUCUUUUAACAAUAGUUUAACUGUAUCCCUUAUGCUCGACUAUCCUUUAUUUCAACAGGUUAUCUGGUAUCCUAAACCACAACCAAGGAGGGCUGCAAUGACGUCACGACCAACAUACGGAAGUCUGCGCUCUUUGAAUGAAGAUGCCCUGGAAGCUAAUGACUGUGAUCAAAUCCCGCUCAUCGGCGGUGAUACCCAAGACUCUAUAGAAGUUGAUAGAGCCUCUGAAGAGGAAUUGGCCUCAGUGUGCACAGUUUUCAGACCGAAUUUUAAUUUUCGCGUCAGAAUACAUGAGAUUCCAACGUAUCAGCUCUUUUUGGCGGGUUAUCUUCUUCUCGCGCUCUUGGUUUUCAGCGUGUGUAUCUGCGUGAACACGAAGUCUGCGUGGGGCAUUUUCGCGCCAAUCGUGGUUGUUGUUGUGCUGUUUGGUGCACUUUUGUAUCGGAACUAUCGUGAGGGACGCUUUCACUUCGCUGAUUCGCUACUGGCUUGGCUCGACAGCUGCUGCGCAGAUCAACCCGUGCAAUCCACGUGGGUACCACGUGAACAGCCAGAUGGUAGAUGAAGAAUGAAGCAAAAGAAGCGGCAUAUUUACAAAGUUAACACGUGAUGUAGCGUGUGACCAAUGGGCGUGGUACCUUCGGACAAUAAGCGUUCUCUUUGUGAAAUGUUUUAAUCUUCAUAGCGGUCAUUUCAGUGAAUCUAAAUCCGGAUUCUAAAUUUGAUAAGUAGAUUUUCCGUUUUCUUUAAGACAAAACUUAACCUGGAUCGUGAUCUUAAUGUUAUACGUCCGUAGGUGAAUCUUUCAUGUUGGUACAGUUGGGUACCUCUAUGUGCGCCGCACGUGGAAUGAGAAUAUUUCUGAUUAAUUCAGAUUUUAGAGUAGCAAUGUGAACUCAGAUUUAAGAGCAGCAUUAUAAACUGCUAAUGGCCAAUUUAUUUGCUUGGUUAAGAUCCCAGCAGCUGGAGGAACUUGUGGUCGACUGCUCAGCGGCCGACGACGACGACGACGACGACGAUGGCGACGACGACGGCGACGGCGACGGCGAUGAUGGUGAUGACGAUGACGAUGACGAUAAGUGUCCUAACUGUCAAACUUAGAAAACCAAGAGCAGCUGGAAUAUUCAGGAAUGUGUAUUGUGUUAUAACAAUCACACUGAGCAAAUCUCAGGAUACGAGAGCGCGCUACAAAACCACAAACAAAUUACCGUUGCUUCGUGCGGUUUAACUUUCUCACAACUGAAUGGCUUUUUCCUUGCA